Messenger RNA from Pleurotus ostreatus (oyster mushroom), 1122 nucleotides. RefSeq lists its product as uncharacterized. The record is from RefSeq and is a predicted model, not a curated record. Bases 1 to 1122 code for a protein of 373 amino acids. NCBI's taxonomy places the organism in Eukaryota, Fungi, Basidiomycota, Agaricomycetes, Agaricales, Pleurotaceae. The transcript is spliced from 7 exons.
AUGUCGAACGCAAACGUAGAGGUGAAGACCUUCGUCCUCGACGGUCCCGUGGCGCAGGGACACUCGGAGGCCGCCUUCCCGCCGCUCAAGAUGGUCGCAAAACGUUAUAGAUGGAAUCCGUCUUCGUCCCAAUCCAAAGUAGCCGACUACUUGUCAGGCGUAUCAGGUCGCGGUACCGACAACUUGCCAUCGGAUGAUCACAAGUCUGGCCUUACUCUGCUGUUUGCUCAUGGCGUCGGUGCUCACAAGGAACAAUGGGAACCGACUAUCUUAUCCGUGUUUCAGAGAUCAUCUCUCAGCAGCGUUGCCAAGGCUAGGCUCAGGGAAGCUUGGGCGUUCGACUGGCAAAACCAUGGGGACGCGGCGGUUUUGAAUAGGGACGCUUUGCAGCGUAGGCCCAGCCCAGGAGUAUCCGUGUACGAAUGGGCAAAGGCCAUGUCUACGUUUAUGAAGUCUGAUCAUAUGAAGGGCCACAAGAUCAUACCGAUUGGCCAUUCUGGCGGUGCGGGAGCUGUCAUGUUGACAUUAAAGGACUUCCCUCUUUGGGCCUCGCCGCAAGUUGCCUAUAUCCUCGUCGAACCCACCAUCAUGAGCGAGGCCCAGUGGCAAGCGCUUAUCGACGACCGGAUGGAAAAGAUGCAGUUCUCGAUACGCAUGACUAUGAAGCGACGGACGCUAUGGCCGAACAGGGAAGAUGCGUUUGCAUGGUUUCGUCGAAGAUACCCUGGGACGACAUGGGACGACCGCGUAUUGCGAGCAUUUGUGGAUCAUGGUAUGGAGGAAACGCCGGAAGGAAUUCGCCUGAAAUGCGAAAAGGACCAAGAGGCGUCCUCGUAUCCAGAUGUCGAAGGUCACUUCGAAGCGUCGAAAAUUGUCACGGCUGUUUGUCAUACAAUACCGAUUCACUACAUUUGGGCUAAAGACCCUACAUACCUCCCUCUCGACGUCCGAGCAUCUCUUAGCGAUGCGGCUUACGGACGUACGGCACGAUCUAUCAAAUUGAUAGAGGGCGCAGGUCACAUGGUUGUUCAAGAAAAGCCAGACUUAAUAGCCAAGGCCAUAUGUGACGUACUGGCCGAUACCGCUAUGAUGACUACGGAUCAAAUCCAAGCGAGACUUUAG